GCUCCCCCGGGAUGGUCCCUCUGACAGGCUGCGCGGUUCCAGCCCCUGUCCUUUUCCAGGGCUGCAAACGUGUAUCUCUGAGCACUGUGUGUAUUUCUGCGUUUUUGAAACAAGUGCUGUUUCGGUGUACCUACACUUUUAUAUCCUAACUGUUCACCCACAUGUUUGUGUAUGUGCACAUCAGUGUAUCGUUUAGAUCAUCCUCUUAACUGCGCACUGUUCUAGUAUAGAACCCGUCACCCUUUCUCUAGGGUGUGUCAAUCCCCUUUUAAAAGCAAAACCUUUGCCAAUGUCGAUGCUUCCCUCUGAUUAUAGGAAAAAGACCGCAGAUACGCUCAUUACGUGGAAAACUUUUAAGUUCAGAGACCUGGAAGAGAAAACAUAAAUGACCUUGUGUCCACUCUACCCCUAACUACCAGUGCCAUCUGGUGGUUUCCGUCUUUUAACAUGUAUGUCGUUUAUAUAAACAUCUCUUAGUUUGUGUUUUGCCGGGUCAUUAAAACUUUAACGAUAUGAUCUUCGUAUCGUGUAAACCCAUCUUGGGUACGUGUUAUGAUCCUAUAUAAUUGAUGAAAUGGUCCCGUUUUUCACUAUCUUCUUACUAUAAGUGACCUAAUCAUUGACUCCCUGCCUGUUCCUUCUCUAGAAAUUCUGCGGCUCCCUCCCUGCUCUCAGGGGUUGAUUGACGGCUUCCCACUGGGGUUACCUGCCAUGAACCACGCCUCGCUGCCUGCUGAGCGGGUUCUCCGGGGGUGCGAUCUCUCGCCAGACCGUGUCCCUGUGUUCCUGUGUCCCAGAGCCUGGAGCCCUGAUCCAGAGGGGUGGACAGUGAGCACAGAGCCUGGAUCAAAGGCUGAGGAAGGGGAGCGUGCUGGGAGGAGUGGGGAGAGGGGAGGGAAGGUCCCCUUCUCCGGGCGCCCACAGCGUAGGCCUGUGGGAAGAGUGGGGCUUGGGUCGCCAUAACGGAUACCACAGACGGGGACUUUGACAACAGAGACUCAUGACUCACCCUCCCGUGGGCUGGGGGCGGGGAGUCUGAGGUCAAGGAGCCGAUGGGCUGGUAUCUCCUGGGGACUCUCUCCUUGGCUGUGUCUUUGCAUGGCCUUUCCUCUGCAUGUAUCCCUGGUGCCCCUUCUUGUAAGGACACCAGUCCCGGUGCACAGGGCUCACCCUUGUGAGCUCAUUUAACCCCAGUUACUUCCUUAAGGAGCAUCUUCAAACACAGCCCCAUUGGGGAUUAGGAGUUUAACCUGUGGAUUUGGGGGCACAUAAUUCAGUCUGAUGCUGGGCGAACAGCUUGCCCGUGUGGGAAGCAGGAGGUGCAAAGGCCCCGUGGCAGGACACGCAGGCCUCCCUUGGCUCUGAGCCAGGGUGGCUGGAGCACAGGGGAGAGGCGGUGUGGGGGUAGUCAGGACCGGCCUCACCGAGCUUCGGACCCUGGUUCAGGGAUGUGGGGCAGCCUCGUUUGGCGGUCAGAACCUGUGGAGGGCUGGGGGCGGAGGGAGGCGUAGUCUGUCUGCCUCGUGGGGGAGAGUGGAGAACGGAAGGCUGAUGGUGUUGUAACAAGCCCCUGCAAUCCCCUAAGAAGAAGGGAAACUGAGGCUCAGAGAAUCCCAGUUGUUUAACCGAGGCCACACGGUUCUCGGUGUGCAGACCCCACAGCCUCCGUCCCUUUGUUGUCAGACUGCAGAGAGUGUGACAUUCCUUCCGAAGCCAUCUUGGGGGCACGUGCCUCAUGGCUGGUGCUGUUCUAGAACACGGCUCAGCGGUCUGCAGCCCGUGGGCCACACGUGGGCCAUAGCCUGUUCCUAAGCGUCCCGCAAGCUUCAAAUGGCUUUUACGGCCUUGAGUUGUGACAACAGGACAAACCAAGCAGAAUUUCCGCCAGACCUGGCGUGUGGCCGCGAAGCCUGGCGCGUUUGCUCUCCGGCCCUUCCUGGAAACGCGGGCCCGUGACUCUUCUGGAACGUCGGUGAGCGGAGCCUGGCGCCACACUCGCGGUGGGCACCACGGAAGGCCGUGUGCAGGGAGGUGACCCGACAGGACGUCGUGGAAGUGGCCCCGUGAAGACCUGGGAGGACUUAGCAGGGUGACCCGCCCCCAGGGUGCAGCGGGGGUCUCGUGGAGUCCUUUCGGUGACAGGCGCUCCUGCCUCUGGGCUGGUGUCCCACACGUGCUAGUUAAUGGCUCGCUGAGUUUGCAUCAUCGGGUCGGUCCCCUCUGUGACCCUUUGACUCGAAGAGUACUCGUGUACAGCAUGCAGAGGACGAGCCGAGAUGCCACGUUUGAGAUAACCUGGGAGUCCGGUGGCUGUUCCCUUCUCCGUCCGGGAGGAGAGUGGGGAGGAGGGCAGGCGGCCCUUUCGUUGUCCGCGCUCGGAACAACGGCGGGUGCGGAACGGGAUCUGUGGGCUCUUAUCUGCCCCUGCGGACGGCCCUCGUCGGAGCCGCGUGUCCCGGAGCGGGGCUGGCUCGGCCGCCCCGGGCACGGUCGGGGCGGGGAGAGGGGCCUGGCGCGCAGCACCGCGUUCCCUCUUGCUCCUUCUAGAGGUGCGAUGGGGACCGAGCGUCGGCCAAGCGCGGGAGAGCCUGGCCUCGAGAGGCUCCCGGUCUGCCGGAGGGGCAGGCACGUCGUGGGAUCGACGCAGAGGACGCAGAGCCACCAGCCCGAGGCCACCCGUUUGAGGGAGGACAGCUCUGGGCCGCGGUCUCGGGGCUGCAGGAAGUAUCCGUCUGUUUCGGUCGAGUUCGGUCCGUCUUCAGCCCCUUCCGUCCGAGCAGGUCGGGAUCCCAGCUUCGGAUGUGCCCGGGCUGCGUGGCCUGCAGAGGAGAGGCCAGAACCCACAGGCUCGGGUGUUUUCUGGAGAAGGCCGGGUGGCGCCCUGGGGCUGGGACGUGCUGGCGGCCCUGGCACCCCGGCUGGCUCCGCGGUGCCUAAGAGUGGGACGGCCACCCUGGUGGUCUGGCCCCCACCGUCCCAGGCCCCGUCCCAGGCCCCGUCUCCUCCCCGAAUCUGGGUCCAGUUCCUGGGCAGAGCCGUCGCUCCUCCGGCCUGGCCAGGCAGACGCGUUCUUGGUGUAACUUCUGCAUCUGAUGCCCAAAGCCAGUGUGUGCAAGGGCCCGGGGGUAGGGGGCAGGGACACGCCAGGUUAGCCUCUCUGGGGGUGUCCUGCUACCAUCUGACCUGCCUGUGUGUGACAGGCAGGUGAAGCGUGACCAGAUCACAGGAGGGCAAACAGCUGCCCGAGAGGGAGGGGAGGCCUCCCUGGAGGGGGCACGGUAGGGCUGCCGGCUGGGGCUGAAAGGUCCCAGAAGGAAAGCAGAAGUGGGGCGAGGACUGGGCGGCCCGGAGAGCGCCUGGGUGAGGGGAGGGCAGCCCGUGUGAGGCAGAGGCGCCCAGGCAGCUGUUAGAUUUGAGAUUCUCCUUUCUGCCUGCAAGACCCUGGCGCCACGAGGGUGGCGUGGGCCAUGCUAGAAGGGGGUGGGGCCCGGCAGGAACCUUCCGACUGGGGGCGGGUCCUACCCCGGGUGGGGGUGGGUGGGGGAGUGAGGGGGUGGCACGGAACCCCCGGAGGGGAAACGGUGUGGGGCCUGGACCUGGGGAGCGCGGUCCCACGCGGUGCUGAGCUGUGUGGACCCCUCCUCUCACAGCGGCCGCACGAUGGGUCUGUGUCCCCCACCGGCCCGCGGGGCAGCCUCUACGGAGCGGGUGGGUCCACGGCGCCCCUGAGGAUCUGGGGCAUGUUCUGAAGGUCAGCGGGUCUCUCUGCUUGUUUCCGGGAUGGAUUCUUGUGUUUGUUUUUCCAAUUUUAAGAUAAAGGAACACCGGGUGUAAGUCGGAGAGAUCUCUGGGUUAUCCUGGGGCAGCCUCCUUUCCCACCUUGCAAGGGUGAGGCAGUGCCUUCUCCCAGGGUGUCUGAGCCCUGGUGCCCCAGGCUCCUGGCCCGCUGGGUGUCCCCCCUGCCCACGUGCUCCUCUUGUGCGUGGGGCUGGGGAGGGAGGCUGAAUUUGGGGGUACAGAUACCAACUUGCUGGGGAACCUUGAGUCCUUUCCCUCGUUUACUUGGCUUGUCUCCAGCAGCCCUCAGUAACCCCACUGCUUCUUGCACAGCCCCGCGGGCCCCCUCCGUGUGUUGUGCCAGGUUGGGAGGGGAGAGCCCUCUUGCCUCCCCAAAGCGAGCUGUGAAGGAAAACCCUCAAGGUGAAGGGAUUCAAAUGACCUCCCAGUGUUUAUUUUUCUCUUCAAAGAGAAAGCUUCUCUUAAAUAUUUGUUUUUAACGUGUAUUUAUUUUUGAGACACGGCAUGAGCCGGAGGGGGGCAGAGAGGGAGGGAGACACAGAAUCCAAAGCAGGCUCCAGGCUCCGAGCCGUCAGCACAGAGCCCGAUGCGGGGUCUGAACCCAUGAACCGUGAUCAUGACCUGAGCCGAAGUUGGAUGCCCAACCGAGCCCCCCAGGCGCCUCAGGGUGUCCUACUCUUAGGAGUCCCCUGUAUGUAUGUAAUCGAACUUCUUUCCUGUUACCCUUAUUGGUCAACUUGAUUAUUAGGCCACAGAACCUGGAAGAGCAGAGGAGAAAACUCUCCACCCCCGAGGCUGGUGUGGAGGGCACGUCUUCACUGCGGGCCAUUCCUCCCCCCGCAGUGGCUGCGGCUGGGGUCCUGGGCCUCCGACCAGCGCUGCCCGCAGGGGGUGAGGACUUUUCCCGUGCUCCUGUCCCAGUCUCUGCCUGCAGGGUCUGGCGGAGGGGAGAGUGGAGAGUCCGUUUUUCCUUUUACAAACCCAGACCAGCAGGAGAGAGUAUCUGUGGAACGAAUUCCUGGGAUCCAGCGACUCGGGUGAAGGUUUGUUACGAGCACUCUUGGUUUUUAUCAAUCCUUUUCCUCCCGGAGAUGGUCACUGCUUUUGUCUUUGUUGUGUCUUUCGUCACAGGGCAGAGUCACCACCGGGCAGGGCCAGCCCCGGGGCUGGCGUCGCUGGGGUUGAGGUGCGUGGGGGUCGAGGCCUUGCUAAGGGGCGUCUUGGGAGCCACGGCUGUGUGGCUGGUGGGCACGUGUGCAGAGUUUCCAGGCCGCCGGAGCGGUGGCCGCCGAUCUCACAGGCUCCGCGUGAGGGUAGGUUGGCCACGUGACGGGUUAGAUCGUGUCCCCGCCAACCGCAAGAAAAUUCCGUACGGGAGGUCCGCUGUGAGACCCCACGGUCCGCAGCCCAGAGGCGCAUCCCUCUCGGGCGUCCGCGUGGCUCCGAGAGACCCACAGCUCAGCUGGGAACAGCUACGAGGUUCUCCUUGCGUCUUGCUGUCUGUCCUGAUGGCCACUUGGUGACCGGUGAGCGCAUCGUGUCUGGGCUCCGCCAGCCAGCCAGACGGUGCACUUACUCGGGUGUGUCUGGUGGCCGGCUGAACCGGCUGGGCACCCCAGACCCAAAGCCACCAGCAGUGCUCUGUCGGGCCAGGCCAGCUCUCGGGAACUUGCCGUCAGGGGCUUUCGUUCUGUCCAGCUUUGUGGUCUUGCCGGUGCUGGAAAAGCCCCAUUCCAGCCGCACCUGCUCGGGGCCCUCGAUUCGCGGGGUCCUGGAGGCACCUCCCCUGUCGGGAAACUGGACACGCGAUUUACCCCAUUCUGACCACCUGCGGGCCCUGAGCGUUUGCUUGCCGAGGCUGACUGCACAUUUUGUGUCCUCGAGGGUGUGCGUCUUCUCUCCACCUGGGAAGCCUUUCUGCGGCUUAACCAGCAUCACUGUGGGGUGAACCUACCACCCUACUGGUUAAUGGCCAGAUGAUGAUCCUUUGAGUUGGUCGUAUUUGAAAGAAAAACUUGUUUUAGAGAGCGCUUCUCCUAAACAAGGGCCUGGCUGGCGUCUACGGAAAAGACCGAAUUCAAAAGCAGAUGAAAAGUCUAGGGGCAUCAGGGACUCCCUUAACUAGAUGAAAGAACAGAAAUUACGUAAAAAUUAAACUUGACGUCCAGUGUCGGUUCCCCCUUCUUAGAGCCCGAAGCGUUUGUCACCCCACCUUCCGCCACACCUGUCUCGUGUCAGAACCGUCGUCCUGGAAGCCAUUAGGCACCCACAGAAGUGGCACAUUCCCACUAAGCUCAUUUUGUGUCCCGAGAACUGGGCUUGGCCAGGUUGGGGGCUCCAAAAUCUGGCCACACGUCCCUGUGGGCUGCAUCCUGCUUGCGGCCGGAUCUGGCUGGACAGAGAUGUGAGCCAACCUCCCCCACCCCCACGCGGCCAGGGUCCUUCCACCACGCUGCCCGCCCUGGGCCGGUGGGGGGAUUACUGCCAGGAUCCCCCAGUGUAGUUGGGAAUGUCAGUUCAAUGGAGUCCCAAUUUCCUUUUGAGAAGAACCCCCGAUGCAUGGGACUUGGGGAGGCCGAACAGCCGAAGGGUCCUGACCAGGGCUGCUCUUGGGUGAACGCCCAAGGGCCGUAGGCAGAACCUGAUCCAUGACCGUCCGCUUGGGUAUUCUGCGCAUUCUGUGUCUCUGAUUGGUGUUUAGCAUCGGCUGUGGGAGGCUGUGUUUGAUGGAUAUACCGACCCCUUCCCGUACUUCACGGUCUUGGGAAACAUGGAAAAGAACUGUGAUUUUAACCGAAAGGGCAGGAUGGUCCACCCUUUUGAGUUGUUUUGCUCAAGCCUUGGUUGAAAUUGCCCCUGCUUGGAUCCAACGGCUGGGAAAACGAAGGUGGGGUCCUCGCUGCCGGCCUCCGACUGCUCCACGUUCGUGGUGUCUCUGCCAGGCAGAGGAAGGGGCGCGUGCGCGUGACUCACGGAGCCAUCUGGCCGCCCUUCGCCCAGCGUAUGCCGACUUGUACCGAUGGGGACACCUUAGGGUGGACCCUCGUGUGGCUGCAACAUACUUACGUGGACCCUGCUGAACAAGGCAAGGAACGGACCCGGACUCUGGUCCUUCUGGCCCCUUCAACGGCCAAUUUUAUCCUUACAAAGAAUGGCUUUUGCCAGCCUUUUGAAAUACGUUUGUAAAGAGGAACAAUUUUAUUGUGAUCGACACGUGAAUUACUGUUGGGCCAAAGUGACACUAGCAUGUCCCUCGACAACCAGGGGACAGCCUGGGUAAGAGCGACUGCUCCCGGCGCCUCGCGAGACUGACAGGCCAGCCAGAGCUCGGGGUCAGGAGGUGAGGCUUCUCCUGGCGCGCUGUAGGAAAUUGAGAUCAGGGAUGUCUUUUCCUCUUUUUUUCCUACAGAUGGCCAAUCCUUUGGGAUGCAUUCUGAAAAAGCGGGAUGACUUUGAUCCACAAACCCUGGAGAGAAAGCGACUCCUUUUCUUUUGCACCGAGACUUGGCCCCAGUACAAAUCGGGGGAGGAAACCUGGCCGCCAGAGGGAAGCAUCAGUCGUAACACCAUCCUCCGACCGGGCUUACUCUGCAAACGUGAGGGGAAGGGGGGGAGGUCACCUACAUCCAGUGUUUUGGGGCCUUAGAAAAAUGAGCAAACCCAGAGAGAGGAAGGAACGUCUCCUACCUCGGUCUCCUCCUCGUCGGGUCCUCAACGUCCAGACUUACAAACAUGCGCUUCUCCCUGCCGCCCACCUUAGCCAGGCCCUGCCCGUAACGUGGCCGACAUGUUUCCCCUGCAAGAAGCUGGGGUGCAGGAAGGGGGACGCAGGGAGGCACGGCCAUGGUAAGAUUACCAGCACUUUUUUCAUUACGGGAUUUAAGACAGAUAAAAGGAGAUCUAGGUGAAUUUUCUGAUGACCCAGAGAAGUAUAUAGAGGCUUUUCCGAACAUUACAGUAGGUAUGAGUUGACGUGGAAAGAUACAAUGCUGUUGUUGGAUCAGACUCUUUUUUAAAAAUUUUCUUUUAAUGUUUAUUUUUGAGAGAGAGAGGAAAUCAGACUCUUAUUGAGACAGAAGCGUGGGGUUCUGGCAGUGGCUGGAAGAAAUGGGGACGAGCAACUCGUUAAUUAUCAUGGGACUGGAGGGUCCUAUAGGGGACUUUUAGUUCCCUACUGGGGCUCAGGCAUCCCCCCCGCCCCCCAAGAUCCUAAUUGGGACUAUGACCAUCCCAUUGGGGAAUGGUGUCACCAUUUCCAAGCCUGUAUUUUGGAAGGAUUAAGAACUAAGGUUAAGCCCUUAAAUUAUGCUAAAUUAGCCACUAUCUCAAGACACAGGAUGAAAGCCUGGUGGCCUUCCUGGAAAGGUUAAGGGAGGGUGUCAUUAAAUAUACGGCUAUCUUCCUUAACACCUUGAGGCCAAGACGUUUCUGAAGGGCAGAGUUUUCACUCAAUCAGCCCCAGACCGUCCACAGAAGCUACAAAAAUUGGCUGUUGGCCCGAAGGGACCCUGGAGGCUCUUACGAACUGCCUAUCGGGUAUGUUACAACUAAGAUAAAGAGGAGAAUGAAGAACCGGAAAGGAGGCUUAAAAACAACAAAACCGAGGCCUUUGCUGUGGCCUUACGUACUAUGUCAGACCAGACUUCCCGAGGCCCUGGCACCAAGUGCCAUUUAUGUGGCUGUUAGGGCACCGGAAACGAGAAUAUCUUCAGAGGGGACAACACAAGUUGAAGCCCCUCCAUCUGCCAGGGCUCAGAUAACCAGUGUCCCCGAAAGGGCUCUCAAACCUACCGCCUGUUGGAAGCUCAGAGCCUCGGUAGCUCUGGGAAUAGAGGGAAAACCGAUUGAUUUCCUUCUUGACCACGGAGCCACCUGGUCUGUCCUUUCCGCUCCUGGCCGAGCGUCCAAACGCAACGUAAGGAUUAGAGGCGUCUCCGGAAAACUGAGGACUAAAUUUUUCUCUCAGCCACCGGGGUGCAUGUGGGGAGACCUGGUUUUUUCACAUUCUUUUUCACAAUGCCAGAGAGCCCCCCCCCCCUCCACCUUUGCCGGGAGGGACAUUACGACUGGAUGAGGGACUAGGGUGGAUACUGGCCCCUGGACACAGGAACAGUUGCCUGAACUUACAGUAAUCUGGACGCCGAAGGUCAGUCUCCCCUUGAGGUAAAAUUCUGCCUCAUGGAGUUGUUCCCAUGGAAACUGGAUGGCCAGAGGAUGGAGAGCCAUGAACUGGUUCAGGAGCUUAAUCAUUCUAAUCAGCCAUAACACAAGAUCCAAAAACAUGGAGGAGGGAGGAAGAACUAUGGCUAAAUUGCCAACAACAAUAGGACCAGACACGUCGGGGACUCUCUGGAUGGCUACCGUGUGCGUGUCUUCCCUUGGCGUGACCCCCUCCCUGGGAGGCAUCGCAUUUGGAAAUACUAUUGCUUGCUGGUCUAAUACUCUGUUUGUAGGUCAUUUGUAGAAGCUGUUGCACACGCCAGGAGAAUAAGACCUCCAAGAAACUUCCGCCAGCCCUGACGUUCCAAACACCCUCCCAUCACGUCCGCCUCCGGAUGGACCUCUGGGCCUGCCCUGACUGCCAUUCCCCUGUUCCCGCUCCCCUUCGGGAAGCAGUGAAGGUGGGGGGUCAUCUGGGUUCCUAAUGGUAGUCGGGAGUCACGUGUUCAGAGGGGGGUAGGGAAAGACAGGGUUACAUAGGCAGAGAGGGAAAGGUUAGGACCUGAGGCCACUGGGUGGGAAAAACACAAGUAUUUUGGAACAGUGCUGGGAGCUGCUGACCACAGCGAACGCCCUGGGGCGUGAGGUUCCUAAGAAUGCGACGGAGCCCACCUACUCCCCUUCCGGUUUCCCUCAGGAACUUGACGAAAGACUUAAGUGUGGCCAUAGACCGCCCCCCACACGAUGGAGUCGGGCCCAUCGGGAGCGGACAGUCCAGCACCCAGAGCUACCAAGCCAACAAGGGUAGGACCUGACAAGGGACAAGGGGGAAGGAGGGGGAGGGCGACCAGAACCUUCUAAAACAAGGACUCUUGCCUAGAGCCCCCGGGGAUUCACUCGCAGACGUCCCCCUCUGUACAGAGAACUUUCCUGCUGUGCUUCCUUUCUGAUCUGAUGCUCUGAUAUGCUUCUCAGCUGCUUGUUUUAUUGUGUCCCCCUCUUCAUUCUUCAAAGCAGUGAGACAGCAAACCCGGGUUUUGAGGUAAAAAAGAUCCCCCAACACUAGGAUGAAGAAGUUCUCGGGUGAGCUUGCAAAGUCGUUUCCCCAGAUAUUUUGGUAACCCGGAACCUUAAAGCUUUGCUAAGUUAGAUGAGAAGAUAAAUUCCUUGAGCAUCUGGGUCAUGACUGAAACUAACUGCUAUCUCCUUUCACUCCCCCGCCACCCCCCCCCCCCCCAAAAGGAAGCCAACGGAUCUUUGGGCCUAUUAUAAACAUGUUUUCCACAUUAAGCAAAACUGCACGACGAGGAAGCCUGUGUCUCUAGAAAUUGGAAAAUCUGAGUAUGUUUUAUGAUCUAGAGAAUGCUCCUGUGACGGUUCACAAUUGCUUGUUGGCUUUCACUAGACAUUAAGGAUUUCUAGGGCUUAAAAAUUCUAAUAUGAUGGAAGCCACUAGAAAUAAUAAGGAAACCUCUCCGUAUGCACGGGAAGUGUGAUUUUGUAAAAAGAAGGGUCGGAGGAAUGGUGAUGUGCUUUUGUCGAGGACAAAGAAACUUGUAGGUUUGUGGAAAAGGAGGCUUGGGGGAGAAAUUUUAAUGUGUGGCCAAGCUGGCUAAGAUUACAAUUAAAAUUUAAUAUCAAAAGUAAGUGGCACAAAAUUGGUUUUUGCUCUGAAAAACGAAGUUUUCUUGAACUUCAGGUUUGCUGUUGACAACAGUUGAUAAAAGUUUCUUUACUUUUCAAGUAACCCACCAGAAAGCCAAGAUCUGGUGCCUUACCAGGUCUUUGUUUUCUGGCACUUUGACUAAAUCAACCACUAAGUACUGUCUCACAAUGGUCUGUGACCCUCUGUAGUCAAGUGUCCAAACGUGUUGAUAUUUUCAACAAACUUACCCAAAUCGAAGUCUAAAUAAGGCCUUUACUGACCUCGAACUAAGUUUUGAGAAUUUCCAGAGGGUCCCUGAACAUCUCCAAAGGUUGUUCUCACUUAUACAAAGAAUGAUGUUCUGCUAAUUAGGCUUAUUUGAUUGUGUUAAAUUCUAUGGAAAGCAUGUGAAAUACAUGAUGAUAACCCACUGUGUCAGUAAAUAUUAAUGUUCUGCAAGUUCUGAGAUCCCCACACACCUAGAAUAUCCUGGAUAGCAUCACCAGUCAUAACCGCAGUUCUCUCCGAAUGUUACGUUCAGAAAUAAUCAAGUCGCUCUGUCGGUUCCGCGUCACGGACUCCCGUCGGAUCUCUGACAUCGGGAGUCUUGUCGUUGCACGUUGGUGCCCUGCCAGUGUCCUGCGAAGGCACCUCCCUCCAAGGAGUCACGGAAAGGACUGACAAGUAGGACCUGACAUCGUGAAAGUGAGCGGGAUGAGAAAUUCUAGAACUAAUAACGAGGAAUGGAUUCAAGCAGAACGAGUAUUAGAUGGAACCGAAUGGAUUCAGAACUAUAAUUUUACGACUUCUGCUUUGAAACAUUGCCUGUUCUUUACCUUUUUCCAAACUUAAGAAAGCUUUCUCUUUUCUCAUGGGAUCAGCAAUUUAAGAUAUUGCUUUGGGAACAAAGGUGAACGUUUUUCUCCCUCUUUGGCCCCUCCAGAAUUUGCAAACUUCGUAUUCUUGUGCAAGUGUACUGCCACUCAAAUGAGUGAUUUAGGAAUCCGUUCUUGUAACAGGACAUGAUUGGGAAUGUUGGUUAUAUUACCAGGCUCUGACCACAAGGUCUUAUCUGAGGGAGAUGUAAAGACUCCGAGAUGAUCGGCUUUCAGGAACUAAGGCUGACCUUAAUGGAGCCUAUGAAGGCCUUGCUUACAGGGUUCCUGGCGGCCUGACCCGGUGAGGAGGGAAGGUUGCUUCUUGGCAGGCCCAAGAAUCUCAGGAGAUGUUUGGAACCUUGAGAAGAGAGGAAUUCACCCAAAUCUGUAUGUAUUGCAGGCAAAGUCUGAUGAUGGCUCCUUCGCGCGGCUUCUCAGCCUGGAGAGUCUUUCAAAGUUCACAGGAGAUUCCUUAUGGAAAGUCUGAGCAAAGCGGACUUAAAAGUCUGUAUGGUGAGCACUCUUCUUCUGCAGUUAUGUAAAUAACAAGGCCAAGGUACUGAAACUGUGAAAACAGAGUUAAUCUUGCUGUGAAUGUGGGGGUGACUGUAGAGAGAAAUUAUGUUUCAGUAAUAUGCCUUCGUGGACAGCAGAUUCUAGUGCCGCUAACGGCCCGUGAGGUUUUGUUUUUACCUGUAACUGGACUACAUCCCGAGUUCUUCUAUUUUCUUCCUAUAUUUGGCUGCAACUCUCCAAACUGGCAUUUCCAGUUCACCCCCUCCCCGCCACCAGUCCUUCUGACUCGGAAUCGUUGAGAACCACAACUGCCCUUUCCCCGAAGCCGUGCAGGUUACAGCCGGACACUGUCACAUAAAGUUCAGAGAAACCACAACAGCUCACGUGUGGAUAACGGCCGCGCCUGCUGCUGUGCGGGCCACUCGGAGAGCUCGCCAGGCGGCCUCCCUGCAGGCCAGGCCCGUCUGUCUCGUUUCCACUGUCUGCUUCACCCCACCUGAAGAUGCUGCAAGCCGGGCAUCUGGACGUCUGUGCGCCUGGCUGCCUCCGGAACUCACCGAGACCGGAUCUGCUCCCCAGAUCAACUUGUCUCCCCAGAAAUGCCUCUCAUUGAAUAUCUGAUGACUUGCCCCCAGACCUAACUCGGGAGCCUCCUGAAACGGAGCCGGCUGCUUAACUGAACGGCCCCGUCGUCAGGACUGGGAGGCUGGCUCAGUGAGCCGGAGCGGUCCGUCAGGCCAGAAGUUUCAGAGGUGGGACCGAGGCCGGGAGAGGAUAUGCGACCCCCAGAUACGCUGCUCUGGCACGUGGAUUAAACUGAGCUAAAGACCAUCAAGAUGUAGCAGAUUUAAGAAAAAACUUGCCUCUCGCUUCUUGGAAGGGUUUGGACAGGAGGCCUAGCCCCCGGCGGGAGCUGUUACCGGCUAUGAACUUUUAUCUGAAUGACCCAUCCGCACAGCAGGGCAAAAAUCUCAUGACUGCAGAUCUGUUGUCGUUACGGUCCUGUGAAGCCCCAGGCCUCCACCCCUUCCUCCGCUCAGGACAGCAGAAGCCUCCGCUGCCGGGCUCGUCCCGGGGUCUCAUAUUCUUAUGGGGCCCCUGUAUGUACAUGAUCAAACUUGUCUCCCGUUAA
Molecule: messenger RNA, 13129 nt
Organism: Leopardus geoffroyi (Geoffroy's cat)
Lineage: Eukaryota; Metazoa; Chordata; Mammalia; Carnivora; Felidae
Product: bcl-2-binding component 3, isoforms 3/4-like
Exons: 2
Coding region: 2258-3208 (316 amino acids)
Source: RefSeq, a predicted model, not a curated record